CUUGCCGGGGGCUCAGGAUGGAGCCCCCCUUGAGCCCCUCCACGGGGCCGCCCGCGCCCAACCUCUCCGCACCCAUUCCGCUGAGCUGGGGUCUCAACUUGACUUCGGGACGGGGAGUGUCGGCCCCGGGAGCGCCGCCGCUCCCCCCCGGGCAGCCCGGGCGCCGGGUGCAGCUGGCGUUCCUGGCGAUCAUCCUGGUGGCGGCCGUGGCCGGCAACGUCGCGGUGCUGUGCCGCCUGUGCGGCGGGCGCGGGCCGCGGGCCGGACCCAAGCGGCGCAACAUGGACUUCCUGCUGGUGCAGCUGGCGGCGGCCGACCUGUACGCGUGCGGCGGCGCGGCGCUCUGGCAGCUGGCCUGGGAACUGGUGAGCGAGCCGCGCCCGACUGCGGGCGACCUGGCCUGCCGCCUGUCGCAGCUGCUGCGGGCCUCGGGCCGGGCGGCCUCCGCCCACUUCGUGGCGCUCAUCGCCCUGGAGCGCCAGCGCGCCGUGCGCCGGCCGCAGGGGCCGCCCCUGGCCGCGCGCGCCCUCGCCGCCGGGGCCUGGCUGCUGGCGCUGCUGCUGGCGCUGCCCGCCCCCUUCGUGGUGCGCGGGGCGCCGCCGCCGCCGCCGCCGCCGCCGCCGGCCCUCGCGGCGCCCCCCGCCGCCCGCGCCUGGCCGGGGCACUGUCGUUGCCGCGGCAUCUUCGCGCCUCUGCCGCCUUGGCACCUGCAGCUCUACGCGCUGUACGAAGUCCUCGUGGGCUUCGCGGCGCCCGUCGCGGUCAUGGGCGUCAACUGCGGCCACCUGUUGUGCGUGUGGUGGCAGCGCCGGCCUCCCGCGCCCUCCGCCGCCGCCGCCAGUCCCGCCCGAGCCCGCGCGCCCGGCGAGCUGCCCCGCGCCAAGGUGCAGAGCCUGAAGAUGAGCCUGGCGCUGGCCGCGCUGUUCGUGGGCUGCGAGCUGCCCUACUUCGCCACCCGCUUGGCGGCCGCGUGGUCGGAGGACCGCACUCGGGACUGGGAGGGCGACGGCCUGGCGGGGGCGGUGCGCGUGGUCGGCGUGUGCCACGGCGCCCUCAAUCCCUUCGUCUACCUCUUCUUCCAGGCGGGCGACGGCCGGCUCUGCGGGCGGCUGCGGGGGCACCUGGCCGCCGUGUGCGGCGCGCGGGCGGGGGCCGCCGAGGACCCCGGGGGGGUCGGGGAGCACCCGGCUCUCCAUCGCCACCGCUGGCCCCAUCCCCAUUAUCACCAUGCUCGGCGGGACCAGGGGAACCAGGGCGGCUGGCGCCCACCCCCGCCGCCGCCCAGACCGCUGCCCUGCUCUUGCGAAAGCCCCUUCUAGGCCCUUCCCCGGCGGCGCGGAGCUCACCUGUCCCAGAGGCUCGGCCUCCGGAGCCCCGCGGGGCCGGCGCCCAGCCUCCCUCUCCAGGAGACCCGAGCUUGAGCCCUUUCUCCUAUCCUAUUCCUAAAAGUGUUUACAUUCCCCUGCCGUUCCCAUUCAUUUUCUGCCCUCCAGGUCCUCUCACGUGCUCAUUUGCAGAUGAAAGGAUACCCUUGGGAAGUCACACAAAAAAAUACACCCAUUAAACUCAGAAUUAUUAUUUUUG
This is a messenger RNA of Perognathus longimembris pacificus (Pacific pocket mouse), 1584 nucleotides long. RefSeq names its product G protein-coupled receptor 150 (gene Gpr150). Gene Ontology annotation, cellular component: membrane. Gene Ontology annotation, molecular function: corazonin receptor activity. NCBI's taxonomy places the organism in Eukaryota, Metazoa, Chordata, Mammalia, Rodentia, Heteromyidae. Gene Ontology annotation, biological process: neuropeptide signaling pathway. The record is from RefSeq and is a predicted model, not a curated record. Bases 18 to 1319 code for a protein of 433 amino acids. The transcript has a single exon.